Molecule: messenger RNA, 6474 nt
Organism: Rattus norvegicus (Norway rat)
Lineage: Eukaryota; Metazoa; Chordata; Mammalia; Rodentia; Muridae
Source: RefSeq, a predicted model, not a curated record
GCUCGCUCACUCGUCUGCCUAUGUCCUUGCCUCCAUGCGCCCGCCUCCGCCUCCACCACUGCUGCCUCUGUGGCUGGCGCCUCCCUUGCCCACUGGCCAGCCAUGCCCUGGGCAUACCGAGGUCAUUCUGCCUCUUUCUGGACCGGCUCCGUGAUCUCAUCUCGUGUGCACCUGGGGUGGGGGGCGUCGCGCGCCUGGGACUCUGCUUGUCUCCCGAAGUUCAGACGUGGGCGGCGUCCGGCGCUCGUCCACGCCCGGUGGGUCUGCGUGGGCCUCGAUCUCCCCAUCCACCGGCGCCGUGGGCCGGCCACCCUUCUCGUGGCUCAUUCCUGCUUGCUUCGCUGCUCCCGCUCCGGUCCUCGCCUGCUCUCCCCACUGUGGGGACACAUUGGCGUGGGCCGGUCGGGUGCCUGGGCGCGAGAGGGACCGUGUUGCCCGGGUUGGUCAUCAGGCCUCUGGCCUGGUGGGAGGCGGGCCCCGCCCACUGGUUCCGUGCAUCCGCCGCCGCCACGUUACCGCCAGUGCGCGCAGAGAGAGCAACCUGCAAGGGUUGGACUAGGGGUGGGGGGAUACCGCACCCGCCGGGGCCGGUCUCAGGUACCUCUCCUCCCCCCUCCCUCUUGUGGGGGCUGUCCGCUCGGGCGCCAGCUUGCGUGACGCUUUGGCGUCCGUGCGCUGACGCUACUUGUCCCCGGGAUGUGGGAGCUGGCCGGUGUAGAGAGGUCGCAGGCCCCAGCCUGGGACCCCGGCGCCCUCUCGCUCUCCUCUUCGUCAGUCCGCCCGUGACCGCGCGCGCCCUCCUUUCCUCCUUCCCCUCUCGACCGCGACCUCAGAUCAGACAUGGCCACCCACUGAAUUUAAGCAUAUUAGUCAGCAGGGAAGAGCCCAUCGCCGAAUCUCCGCUGCCUGCCGUGGCAGGUGAAAUGUGGCAUACGGAAGACCCACUCCCCGGCGCCGCUCGUGGAGGGCCCAAGUCCUUCUGAUCGAGGCCCAGCCCUUGGACGGUGUGAGGCCGGUAGCGGGCCCAGGAGCGCCGGGCCCGGAUCUUCGCGAAGUUGGGUUGCUUGGGAAUGCAGCCCAAAGCGGGUGGUAAACUCCAUUUAAGGCUAAAUACCGGCAGGAGACCGAUAGCCAACAAGUACAGUAAGGAAAAGUUGAGAAGAACUUUGAAGAGAGAGUUAAAAGAGGGCGUGAAACUGUUAAGAGUGCUCUGGCUCAUGGCAAAUGACUGAAGAAAACCUUAGUUAGACUCACACCGAGCUGUUUGGAAAUGGUCAUGGAAUUGAUAGCACACCCUCAAGAGGAAGACUCCCUUUGCUCACUCCCAGCCUCGCCCUGACAGCUCUGGAUUUCUAAAUAACUCUGCAGGUGGAUAUUAUAAAACACACCUGAGGGCUGGAGAGAUGGCUCAGCGGUUAAGAGCAUCCGACCGCUCUUCCAGAGGUCAUGAGUUCAAUUCCCAGCAACCACAUGGUGGCUCACAACCAUCGGUAAAGAGAUCUGAUGCCCUCUUCUGGUGUAUCGGAAGACAGCUACAGUGUACUUAUAUAUAAUAAAUAAAUAAAUCUUUAAAAAAAAAACACACCUGAAUAGACCAGAAAAUAAAAAUAGGAGUAGAUGCAUUACAAGCAAUUCUAUAAAACCGUAUUUUGCAUACUUACCUUGUGAAGCACAGUUCAUAUUUCUGGGUUUGCCUGUUAUAUAAACAGCAUAGUUUGAUAUAAGGACAGUUUAGACUCUUUAAAUAGAAAAGUAAUAAGAGAGAUACAUCUCUUGAAAUAGUAUAGAGAAUUUGAUACUUUAUCACAUGAGAAUUAAAACUGAGCCACAUAGCCUUCAGCAGAGGAAAUGAGGGAGAAGUGUGUAUAUACCUUUUGCAGCACAGUCUCUGGAAUAAAACAAACAGGGACAUUUAAAUAAAUAAAUAGCAGUGUUUAAGACUGCAUUUCUCUUCCAAUAUUUGCAAUUACAUAGUCAAACAUUAUAUCUUGGAUUCAUAGAUCACUGUGUUAUCUAGGAUUGCAUGAUGAGAAUGGCAUAGUGGCAGUAUAGCAAAAUAACUGAUAGGAAAAGCGGAGCAGUCACCCCAUUAGGAUUCAUAUGAAUUGCAUUUCCUCCCUGCUGGCAACUAAGCAACAAUGGGUGAAACUGUACAAGUACCUCUGUAGUAAUUUGGUGUCUUGGGGUUAUGUCCCGAGGAUAUACAGCUGGAGCACAUGGUGUUCAAUUUAUUUUUAGUUUGUCUGAUUUAAAAUGUGAUUGCUGUUAGUAAACAUUUUUGGGAAGAUUGCUUGAAAUUUAUUUGCACUUUAUUAGAAAUUGUAGAAUCAUAUUUAUAAUUUGCAGUCCUGGGGGUACCGGUGGUUGUACAUGGGGAACAACUAAGUCAGCAAAUGAUUACGUCAGACAAUGCUGACGAAAAGAACAUGGGAUACCACAGUUACAGCUGCCUAAGAACUGAUAACCACAACCUAAGGGAAGAGUCUCUUCCCUCAACCUUGACUCCUUUAAGACAUUGGCUUCAGCAUCAGACAGGCCUUGACAAGUGUGAUCCUGGGUAAGGGCAUAGAACUAGUGUUCCAGUUAUUCUUUUGUCCAGGUCUUUCAGACAGCCUUGGGCAGUCCUGGCUCCCCACAUUAAUAGGUACUUCAUAGUAUUCAUAAGACUUUCCAGCUGGAUGUGACUUUUGAAUUUUCUUUCAUAAGCAGGGAAGUGUUAGAUCACAGUCCUGUCUAACUGGCUGCUUUCCUCAAACCUGCCAUCCCCUUUGUAACCUCUCAAUAUAAUUGAUAAGCAACAUAUUCUGUGGACUUGUAGUUUCUCUGUCCCUUUCAUCUGAUUCCCAGGCCCCAAAAACCUUUAAUGGUAACUCUGCCUCCACCUUUUUUCUUUCUGUGAUUCAUCUAUUAGUCUAGAUCACAAGGUAUAUAUCCUACACAAAAAAAUCAUAUGAUUGAGGAACACCAAAAUCCUAUAAUUUCUUAGAAAUUAAAAAUCCUCACUCUCCUAUCUUUGUCUUUAGUAUCCCAUCAUGGUUAUAUGUGGCUAUGAUGCAAUAAAUCACUUCAUAUUCAAGGACUUAAGCAUGUUUUCCCUUCAGGACACUCGACACACAAUAUAUGUGCUGCAGUAAAAAUAAAAACAACAAAACAAAACAAAAAACCCGACAGAACUGGUUCCCAGGUAUACCCUAGCUGUCUCAGUCCCUUAUUAUUUCUGGUGCCAUUGGAAAUAGCAAUAAUUUAUCUCAGUGGCUCCAUGCUGCCCCAUCUGCUUUCUGACACACUAUUCUUCCCAACACGGCACCCUGUCAGGCUGCUCCUCCCUCAUCCACAGCCCUCUUGGUUGGGUUUCCAUCACACCAGGCAUACACAUCCCAAUUCUUUGGUAGGCCCAUGCAUCUGGCCACCAUACACUCUCUUAAACUCAAUUAAGUUGCCUUAUGAAAGAACACAUCAAACAAUAUUUUCUGAUCCAAUUGAUAAGAUAUAAUUUGCCAAUCUAGACAGCACAAAAUCCUGUACACACCCAUCCCUUGAGAAUAGUCAUAACAACCUGUAAUAUGUACAGAGAGGCAUCUAAAAAUCUACUGCCAUGUUCUCUGUGCUCUCACAUUCUCACUCUGGCUUCCUCUGCCUCUCUAAAACUUUUCUCCCACCCAUCCUUCCUUCUUAUUCAAUGACAGGCCUGGUUCUAUCCUGUACCUCCCUUCCCUUAAUAACGACAUCAAUCUACUCUUUUACCCUUUUAAUUAAAAAAAAAACAGAAACUUUUUUCUCAAAUAUAAGUUGAGCACAACUAUUAUCAUUCUGUAAUUUAAAAGUAUAAGAUGUACCUAACACCCAGCCCAACUUUUAUCAGUUAAACAGAACAUUUAGUUAUAUAUUUUAGCUUUUAAAAGGCUUAAAAUCUGUUAUAUCCUGGCUAGCUCAUGUAUUAUCUGAUAACUAACUAAUUAAAUACGUAUUCUCAAAGUUAAAUAGUCUGAGUGGGUUAUAAGAUUAUACUAAGUUUUCAACCCUGCCAGUAAUCUGAGAAUGAGCCAUAUAUCUGUAAAUAUAGGAAGCCUAGCAUGGCUUCUAGAACUGAGACAGAUUAUAGAGACAAUUUUCUGUUUGCACAGUCCCCUGUGAGCAACACGUGAGAGCAAGUCUUCAGGCUUCUGGCCUAGGAUCAUCAGACAGACUUUUGAAACACUGAAUUUUGAAGGGCUAAUCAUUCUGGCUUGGCAGAAAUCUUCAGCCAACUUAUUCUGCAAUGUUUCCUUUUCUGGACAGUAAUUAGUCUGUAGAAGAAUUGGAGCAAUUUUUGCAUAGUGCCUGUCAGCCACAAUAAAUCACCUCACAUGGAGGUGGAGAUUUUCAAUUUCUUCUUUGAAUAUACCAAGGGGGAGCUGGUGGGAGCAGACAUGUCUCAGUAAAAGUUAACAUUAAAUGUCAUAUUUUGUGGACUUCCGGUGUUUUUUAGAAACCAUCUAACUAUAUAAGCAAUCUGGACUGUUGUCCAUUCAUUAUCUUAAUAAAUUAUCUUGAAAGCAUUCUAACAAUAAACUUAGAGACAUGAAUUUGCUAUUUGGCCUUAAACUCAUGAGCUUAAUCAUCUCAGCUUCAUUUUUUAAUAGCCGAAAAGGACUGGGUAUAAGCCAUCUAUGCUGAAAUGUGUUGUAUAGGCACAAUACUUGUACAUCAGAAUAACAAUAUUAAUUUUAAAUCAAUGAGAAAUUUAUAUUAAAGAAAAUCUAAAAAAUCUAAAUUUGUAUCAAAUAAAUUCUGUGCCAAUGUAAAAGAUCAUAAUUUUAGUUUAGUAGUAAAUAUAAAAAUAAUUAUGUACAGCUUGAAGAAACCAUUGAAGAGUUUUUGCCCCAAUUCCCUGAACUUUGGGGGACUAAAAGUAGUUAUUCUAAGGCUGUUUUUCUGAGGAAUUUAGAAAUGCUUAUAAUUUAACAGGGAGGAAUUAGCUCAAACUGAUUGUACAUAAUCUCAGUCUGUGAAAAACCUUGUAUUUAUUACUAAGCUAAAGUUAUAAUCUUUUACAUUUGAAAGUAUAUUAUAAUACAUUACAUUCUCUCCCAUGAUCUCUUACGAUGAUCUCUUAAACACUGAAGAAAAUUUGUACCUCUUUUAAACUCAUCUAUUAUUUCUAGCUUUAUGUUUAUAAGCUAUUUAGAAUUUCUCUAUAGAGAUAUUCUAUCUUCUGUUAAUUAAGUAAACAUUUGUCCUUUCAUAUUUUUCUUUAUUUUUUAUAUAAAGAAAUAUACUUGUAUGCACUCUACAUUCUCUUUACCAAAUCUCACCAGAUUUCCUAUAAUAUAUCUCCUGACCCCAUGUAUUCAUCUGUUUACUUUUUAGAUCUCAUCAAAGAAUCAGAAUCUAGUGUCACUCGUGAAGGGAAUCUAUUGAAGCACAAGCAAAUUACCAAGGCAAUACCCCCCCCCCCAAAAAGGAAUGAUUCUUCAUUCACCAGUAGCCAUCAAAUGUCAAAAGCCCCACAAUAUGGCAUUGGCAAGGGUUGGUCACCCCAUCGAAGCCCUGACUCUAGCUGGCUUGAUCAUGUGAAAGUAUUGUGUUAACACAGGUGCUGUGGGUUCAUGAGCGUGAUAACCAUGAGCUGUCCAGAGGACAGCUUUUCAUUCUCUGUACCUAACAGCUAUCACAAUUUUCUUGAUACAAUAGAGAUCAAUUCAAUGUUCAUUGCAAGAAGGCAGGAACAUACUCAUCUAAUUAUGAUGGAGAUGUUAUUAAAAUUUUUUAUUUAUGUAAAUGCCUUUUAUUUAUGUAAACUUCCAGAAAAUUUUAUUUCUGUUUGCGGUCUGAAACAUCUUCCUCUCAUUCAUAACAAACAAAAUGAUAGUUCUAACUUUUGAAAUGACAUUAUAAUAUAAUGUAUAUGUAUCAAACUUUUCUAAAUUUGUGUGCAUAUGUAUCCCAUUUUUAAGAGUAUUAAGCUUUUUCUUAAUGUUUUCUAGCUGUAUUAAUACGAUCAUAAGAUUUUCUUUUUAAGUAAAAUAACUUAUGCAUUAUUUAACUAACGAAAGUCUUAAUUUUAUAUCUCAAAUAUUAUUUUCUAUUGCAUAUAUAGAUGAAUUUUAGUUGUUAACAUUUGGUUGAUCAAUUAGUUCCUUGUUUAUUAAAUUGUAAAUUUAUACUUUUGUGUUGAAACUAACUUUUGUAAAGUUUGCAUACAUAAUUUUCAUAUUUAUUCAGUUGAUAUCACGUGAUUCAUAAAAUUCUUUCUCUUCAAAUAACUACAACAUAGAUUUUGAUUAGUAUAAUGAACAAAGACUAUUAAAUGCACCUGUAGAAAUUAUUGAAUUGAAUAUUGAUUUGAAUAACUAUAGAGAGUAAUUUGAUAUUAAAUACUGGGUAGGAGUGUGGGACUGCAUUUUAACUAUCUGAAUUAUGCUGUUUCAAGGUUAUGUUAAAUGACUAUUUUUAUAGAUAUGUAGAGUAUUAACAUGACUUACAUUCAAAUCA